Molecule: messenger RNA, 2471 nt
Organism: Camelus dromedarius (Arabian camel)
Lineage: Eukaryota; Metazoa; Chordata; Mammalia; Artiodactyla; Camelidae
Product: serine/threonine-protein kinase MRCK alpha-like
Exons: 17
Coding region: 183-2471 (762 amino acids)
Biological process (GO): actomyosin structure organization; peptidyl-threonine phosphorylation
Cellular component (GO): cytoskeleton; actomyosin; cytoplasm
Molecular function (GO): protein serine/threonine kinase activity
Source: RefSeq, a predicted model, not a curated record
GCCCCUGAGGCUGGAGCCAUCUUUGGAACCCUGGGGCAGGACCCUUCCAGCCCCAGGGAGCAGCAGUUGGCCUCACACCGGCAGCUUCUCUGGACUGCUGGAAGGCUUGGAGCUCGACUGUCAGGCCUCCCUGCUCCACCGAGACCUCCAGGAGGGGAAACCCGGGGACUGUUCGUGUCACUAUGAGCAAAGACAGAGCUCCCUUAUUCUGUCGGAUGAACAAUUAUAAGCCCCUACAGGAUGCCUCAGGAAGCAUCAAGGAUGAAAAGGAUGCUCAAGACUUGAUCUUAGAAGAGAACAAAGAAGUGGAAUCUUUAAGAAAUUCCAGCUUGGUUACAGGAGCAAGAAAAAUGCGAGGGGCAAUGGAGCGACUUGAUAAAUUGCAUAUGUCAGCUGUGCUUAAGCUGGAGUCGGCUUUGGACAGACAGCGAAUUUCCAGGAAGAUCCCCCCAGAGGCUGCUCCAAUCUCUCUAACCUGUAAAAUGAAAGCCAGAGAGAAGUACCAAUCCGACCUGUGGUUAGAAAUUGAACACCUGAAUAAGGGUUUAAUGCAGCCAGACCCAAGUUCGUCCUCCUUGGCACUUUUUAAUACAACCACCAACGCUGUGGCUCAGUGUGAAGCUGAUCCAGUGGAGAACGUAUUUGAACAGGAUCUAAAGAUCAAGUUUUACAUCGGUUCCGGGUCCACAUCUCCGUCCUCACACAGUGGAGACGAAGCCGACCCGGUUAAGAUUACAGAUUCUGCUCACCUUCCAGUUCACACCCCAACAAUAAAGAGAAGAGACUGUCACAAUAGAAUCCUCUUUCCAGCAAAGAAUAAGACCCACCGGUUUUUCCUCACAUCCUUCACGGCCCCUACCAAGUGCCACCAGUGCACAUCUCUGAUGGUGGGUUUGGUAAGGCAGGGCUGCUCCUGUGACGUAUGUGGGUUCUCAUGUCACACAACCUGUGCAGAAAAAGCUCCAAGAACUUGUCCAGUGCCUUUGCAUCAGAAGAAAGGCACCUUCUGUCUAGACCCACAGAAAGGCACGGGAACAGCCUAUGAAGGCCACGUCUGGAUCCCAAAGAAAGCAGGAAUGAAAAAAGGAUGGCAGAGGGCACUGGCUGUAGUUUGUGACUUCAAACUCUUCCUGUAUCAUGUGGAUGAAGAAAAAGGCUCAAAACCCAGUGUUGUAGCAAGUCAUGUGAUUGACUUAAGGGACGGAGCAUUUUCUGUCAGUUCAGUCUGGCCCUCAGAUUUUAUUCCCGUAAAGAGAAGGGAAAUGCCUCGUAUGUUUAAAGUCACAGCUUCCCAGCUCUCAGCGCCUAGUGACAGAUAUUCAGUCGCAAUAUUAGCAGACAGCGAGAAUGAGAAGAGUGAGUGGGUGGGAGCGCUGAGUGAGCUGCACGAGGUGCUGAGGAAAAGCCAUCCCCGAGACCGCUCAGUCUAUGCUCUGAAAGAGGCUUGUGACCGCCGUCUGCCCCUGAUCAAAACCACCCAGACAGCUGCAAUCGUAGAUCGCAAAAGAAUCGCUCUGGGAAAUGAAGAAGGGCUGUUUGUUGUCCACGUUACCAUAGACGAAAUUGUUCGAGUGGGUGACAUGAAGAAGAUUCAUCAGAUUGAGCUCAUCCCCCAUGGCCAGAUGGUUGCAGUGAUCUCGGGGCGAAGUCGCCACGUGCACCUGUUUCCCAUGUCAGCUCUGGAUGGACAAAAGGCUGAUGUUCACAAACUGGCAGAAACCAGAGGGUGCCAGACCAUGACUUCCGGAACAGUGUGCCAGGGGGCUCAUACAUGCCUCUGCGUAGCUAGGAAAAGCCAAGUCUUCUGUUAUGAACUGUUUCAGAGCCAGAAAAUGUCUCACAGGAAAUUCAGAGAGCUCCAGACCCCAACCAACGUCCAAUGGAUGGCCAUCUGCAGCGAGCAGCUGUGUGUGGGAUUCCAGUCGGGGUUCCUGAGAUACCCCUUGAGGAGAGAAGGAGCUCCGUACAGGAUGCUGCAUGCGCAUGACCCGACACUGUCGUUUAUUGCGCAUCAGCCGGUGGAUGCUCUCUGUGCCGUUGAGGUCUCUAGUAUUGAGUAUCUGUUAUGUUUUAAGAGCAUUGGAAUUUACACGGACAGCAGGGGCCUCAGGUCUAGGCCAACUGAGCUGAUGUGGCCAGCAGCUCCAACCUACUGCCGUUACAAGGCCCCGUAUCUCUCAGUGUACAGUGAAAAUGCGGUGGACGUCUUUGAUGUGAACUCCACGGAGUGGAUCCAGACCAUCCCCCUCAAGAAGGUUCGACCCUUGAAUAGUGAAGGAUCCCUAAAUAUUUUACUUUUGGAGACAGUUAGAUUAAUAUAUUUCAGAAAUAAGAAGACAGAUGGAGAUGAGCUGGUGUUCCCCGGACCAUCAGAGAAUCCUCAGGAGCAGAUGACCCGACACGUCAGCGGCAAGCGGCUUUCCUCCUCUAGGGUCCCCAGAGGGAAAGCGAAGCCGUCCUCGGGGCUGUGA